GUUUUGGGGUGGGGAAGGCCCCCUCUUUGUGCCGCCGCAGGAUCUGCUGCCCCCCCCUCCCCCCCCCCGCAUGGCUGCACCGAUGGACGGGGGGGACCCUUAUGGGGUGCAUGCAGGACCCCAUUCCCGGAAUUCCCACCCUCCGUCUGACGUUUCCCCCCCCUCUCUCCGGCCCCAGCGGCUGCGGGGGGGCGAGGAGGAGCCUUUGUCCCAACCUCCCCCCCCUCAUCCAACGGGAUUCCCGCUCCGAAGGAACUGGAUUCCCCGGAAUCGCCCUUUGAGGUGGUGCCGGAUCGCGCCGCCUUCGACCGGGAAUACGGCCCCGGGAGCAUCCCGAUGGCGGAGCGGGAAGUGCUGAGCCAGAUCCCGGAGGAUCGAGUCUGCGACUUCCCGGUGAAAGCCCGCACAGGGAACGGCAUUCCCGGCCUUCCAGCCAAGCUCCCCACUGGGUUAUCCCGACAAGCCUCCGGCACGGCCGCGGCCUUGGAGGAGGUGUCCAAGUGCGUGCGGGAGAUGCACAGCUUCACCAGCGAGCUGCUCAGCUGGGAUCUGGUGGAGAGGAAUGGUGGGAAUGGGAACAGCGCCGGGAAUCCCGGCCCCGCCGAAGCCGACAGCUCGGGCGACUCCGACGACACCGUCAUCGAGGAGGCGCCCAUGGAGGAAGCGCCGAUCCCGAUCCCGUCCGGAGCCAACCCCAUUCCCAACCCCAUUCCCGCGGCCCGGGACUGGGAGGAGGAGCGCCUCACCCUGCGGGCGCUGCAGGAGCUGGGGGAGCCCCCUCGGGAGCCCCCGGAUCCCAGCGGGAAUGUGGCUGAGCCCCCCCCCGCCGAGGGGCGGCCGCUGCUCCUCCAGCCCAGCCUGGCAGCGCGGGAGCUGUUGCUGUGGCGGGACCCGCGCCGCUCCGCGCUCGUGCUCGGCGCCAGCCUCGCGCCGCUCCUGUCGCUCGCCGCGCUCAGCGCCGUCAGCGUGUGCGCGCACGUGGCGCUCGCGCUCCUCUGCGUCACCGUGAGCGCGCGCGCGGCGCGCGGGCUGCUGCAGGCCCUGCACCGCGCCGAGGAGGGGCACCCCUUCCGCACGUACCUGGAGAAGGACAUCACCGUGUCCCCCGAGACGUUCCGCGCCGUGGUGGCUGCAGCCGCCCCUGCCCUGAACCGGGCCCUGCGGCUGCUGCUGCGCCUCUUCCUGGUGGAGGACCUGGUAGAUUCCCUCAAGCUGGCUGUGUGCAUGUGGCUGCUGACGUACGUUGGAGCCGUCUUCAAUGGCAUCACCCUCCUCAUCCUCGCUGAGAUCCUGGCCUUCAGCCUCCCACCUCUCUAUGAGAAGUACAAGGUGCAGAUCGAUCAAUACGUGGCCAUCGCCCGCAGCCACAGCAAGGACCUCAUGGCCAAGAUCCAGGCGAAAGUCCCAGGCUUGGCCAAGAAAAAGCCGGAAUAAACCCCCUCCCGGGGGGGGGGGAGAUAUUGGGGUACCCCCAGUUGGUGCCCC
Neopsephotus bourkii (Bourke's parrot) is the source of this 1485-nucleotide messenger RNA. It is a transcript of the gene RTN3, whose product is annotated as reticulon 3. Gene Ontology annotation, biological process: neuron differentiation; brain development; endoplasmic reticulum tubular network formation. The coding region runs from base 337 to 1434 and encodes 365 amino acids. NCBI's taxonomy places the organism in Eukaryota, Metazoa, Chordata, Aves, Psittaciformes, Psittacidae. Gene Ontology annotation, cellular component: neuron projection; postsynaptic density. The record is from RefSeq and is a predicted model, not a curated record. The transcript is spliced from 7 exons.